Molecule: messenger RNA, 2206 nt
Organism: Perca fluviatilis (European perch)
Lineage: Eukaryota; Metazoa; Chordata; Actinopteri; Perciformes; Percidae
Gene: serping1
Product: serpin peptidase inhibitor, clade G (C1 inhibitor), member 1
Exons: 11
Coding region: 133-1920 (595 amino acids)
Biological process (GO): negative regulation of endopeptidase activity
Molecular function (GO): serine-type endopeptidase inhibitor activity
Source: RefSeq, a predicted model, not a curated record
UGUUGGAUGCAGUUUAGAGGAGCAGACAGUCAGAGGUGGUAGAUGGAGUGAACAGUGAUCAGGUGUGGCAGAAACAUUACUGGUGGGAAAAAAAACGGAUUUGGAUAGCCUACAUUUGGAAAUUCAAGAGCUAUGAAACUACAGGCUGUACUUUGUGUCUUGCUGCAGCUCAUUUUUGAGCUUUCUUCAUGUGCACAUCUCUGGGUGGUUCCUGGUUCCACUCUGGAGCUGCCAUGUCUCUCAUUUCAAACUGACUUCUCUGAAGCGGCCAUCACCUGGAAAUUCAAUGGUAAAGAUGUAAAUCUCAGUGAUCAGUCCCCUGGCUCACCUAGAGUUAAACAGGAUGGCAGGUAUCUCUCUAUAUCCCCGGUUACUGCUGCCAAUGAAGGCAAGUACACAUGUUUCAUAAAGGAGAAUAAUAUGGAGAUGAUAAGGACAUACGACAUUAAAGUUGAUGCAUCCAUUAGCUAUACCAUUAAGGUAACUGAAGGCUCUACCGCUCACCUCCCGUGCUAUUUCCCACCUUCCAGCCAAGUAAAGGCCGAUGCACUUUGGUUCAAAGAGACGGGUCCUAACAUGACGACGAGGCUGAAUCCUGAAGAUGAUAAUAAGAGAGUGGAGCUGCUUUAUCCACUCGACAAUGAUCAGACCAGCAUAAUCAGAAACACUGUCAUGGAGGAUACUGGACUUUACAUAUGUUCUGCUGAGGGGAAGUUGCUGAGCUCUGUAUAUCUCAUUGUUGAAGUUGCUGCUACCGAUGCUCCUUACUCGUGCAUCGGCUUCACCACAGCAUGGGAGCCCUGCCAGGAUGAGAACAGUCGCACAGGGGAACCCAUGUUGCAGGAAUCCAUCACAGAGUUUUCCAUGAAGCUGUAUUCUUUCCUCAGAGAAUCCCAACCCUCCAGCAACUUGCUCUUCUCUCCUAUCAGUAUUAGCGGGGCACUGUCUCAUUUGUUGUUAGGUGCAAGGGCUCACACUCGUAAAGCCAUUGAGAGGGCGGUCUGUGUGCCUCAUGACUUCCACUGUGUUCACCUGCAGAUGAAGAAGCUGAGAGAGAAGUUGGCCGGCUCCUUGCAGAUGGCCUCUCAGAUCUACUAUAACCCACAAAUGAAUCUGAGCGAGUCCUUUACUAACCAGUCCAUUCAGUUCUAUGAAGCGGAGCCCACCAGGCUGCUUGAAACCAGCAAGGAGAGCACAGACAUGAUCAACAGCUGGGUGGCUAAUAAGACUAACAAUAAAAUCCAACAUUUGGUUGACUCCGUAUCACCCAGUACACAGCUGAUGCUGCUCAACGCUGUCUCCUUCAGUGGUCAGUGGAAGGUUAAGUAUGAUAUGAAACCCAGGAAAGGGCUUUUCACAAAACUGGAUGGUGAUCUGGUGAAUGUGCCGCUCCUUUAUCACCAGAAAUACAUGGCAGCUAUGACAUAUGUUGUUGAGCUAAAGGCGCAGGUGGCGAGGUUUGCUCUCACGGGGGACAGCAGUCUUUACAUUUUGCUGCCUCGCUCCAACAAAGUGACUGACCUGCAGCAGGUGGAGGAGAGGAUGACGGACACAGCGGUGCUUAAAAUGAUAGAACAAGUGAAAGCAACGUCUCCUCAGCCUAUCGAGGUCACUCUGCCCCGAAUCAAGCUGGAUAUCCAGCCGGACAUGAACAUACUUAUGAAGAAAUUAGGACUGUCGUCACUCUUCGAGGAUGCUAACCUGUGUGGUCUCUACUCUGAAGAGAGGUUGGUUCUGGACGAUGCCAGACACCGAGCCUUCCUCGCACUGACCGAACAAGGAGUUGAGGCCGGGGCCGUCACCACUGUCUCAUUCUCUCGCUCCUUCCCUUCCUUCUCUGCCCUGCGGCCUUUCAUCAUGCUGCUGUGGAGUGACCAGGCCAAUGUGCCACUCUUUAUUGGCAGAGUGACCGAGCCGUGAGAGAGAGUAUGGGGGAGGACAGACAGACACAGAAAAGAGCGAGAGUGGAGAUGUAACAGAUGGGCAAAAGGGCAGGAAAGAAACAAAGAUAUGGUAAACAAAGGCUGUCUUACAAAAAGGAAAUACAUUCAUUUAUCUUACUGUGCUUUCACACAAAAUAAAUCCAGUAUCAGUAAUGCUUCUAGUAGUUACUAAAGUGAGCAGUGACCCUCACAAAACAUAUCAAGGCCUAGAUGUGAAUUGUUUUCAAUGAUGAUGAUGAAUAAACACAUAUUUACUCAUCACA